Pistacia vera is the source of this 1943-nucleotide messenger RNA. Its product is annotated as protein NUCLEAR FUSION DEFECTIVE 4-like. The record is from RefSeq and is a predicted model, not a curated record. Gene Ontology annotation, cellular component: membrane. The transcript has 2 exons. Gene Ontology annotation, biological process: transmembrane transport. Gene Ontology annotation, molecular function: transmembrane transporter activity. Bases 35 to 1702 code for a protein of 555 amino acids. NCBI's taxonomy places the organism in Eukaryota, Viridiplantae, Streptophyta, Magnoliopsida, Sapindales, Anacardiaceae.
AAUACAAAGCCCAACAUAAUUUGAAAGACAAAACAUGGAGAGCCUGAGCUCAAAAUGGAUAGCUACCAUUGCCAGCAUAUGGAUUCAGUGCAGUAGCGGUGCGUCCUACACCUUCGGCAUCUAUUCCUCCACCCUUAAAUCCUCCCAAAACUAUGAUCAGUCAACGCUUGACACUGUUUCAGUUUUCAAAGACAUCGGUGCCAACGUUGGCGUCCUCUCGGGUCUCCUCUACUCCUUUGUCACACUCAACCACCAUACCCGUCUCCGAUUUUUACGGGGGCCAUGGGUUGUCCACGUGGUGGGUGCUCUCCUCUGCUUCGUCGGUUACUUCUUAAUGUGGGCUUCUGUUGUGGGGCUAAUUCACCGGCCAUCGGUGCCGUUGAUGUGCUUGUUUAUGUUUAUGGCGGCUCAAGCGCAGACGUUUUUUAACACGGCUAAUGUUGUGACGGGUGUCAUCAACUUCGGUGAUUACAGUGGCACGAUUGUGGGUAUCAUGAAGGGCUUUCUUGGUCUAAGUGGAGCAGUGCUAAUCCAAGCAUAUGAAACUAUAUGCAAGGGCAAUCCGAGUGCCUACCUUCUGAUUCUUGCACUUUUGCCAACUUUUGUUUCUCUUGUGCUCAUGUGUCUUGUAAACAUCAAUGGAACAAACUCUGCUGAUGAUAAGAAGCACUUGAAUGCUUUCUCUGUAGUUGCUCUGACCUUAGCUGCCUAUAUUAUGAUCAUCAUAAUUUUGGAGAACAUCUUCAGUUUUCCAUUUUGUGCACACAUCAUUACAUUCGUUAUUCUGCUGCUUCUACUUGCCUAUCCUGUUAAAAUCGCAAUCACAGCUCAGAGGGAGAAUACAGAGAGAUUAGCACAAACAUUUUCUCCAGAGAGGAGUCCAUUUGUGGACUACCCUGGGAGUGGGACAACGACAUCCCCAAAGUUUUCCACAGAACAAGAUUCUUUAGAGUAUCACCAGCUGCCUGGUGACACAUGUGAAGUGGAGGAUGUUUCUAGUGACAGAAUAUUGCCGGUGGAAGAAGACAUGAAUCUCUUGCAAGCAAUGAGAACUCUGAACUUCUGGCUGUUGUUCAUUGCAAUGUUAUGUGGAAUGGGCUCUGGGCUUGCCACAAUAAAUAAUCUCAGUCAAGUAGGGGAAUCUCUUGGUUACACAAGCACUGAAAUAAGUUCUCUGGUCUCUUUGUGGAGUAUAUGGAAUUUUCUUGGUCGUUUUGGAGCAGGGUAUGUUUCAGAUGUAUUCCUGCAUAAAAAAGGCUGGGCAAGGCCAUUUUUCAUUGCUAUCACUCAAGCAACAUUGUCUGUUGGUCAUAUUGUUGUUGCUUCUGGUGUUCCUUACACCUUGUAUGUGGGUACAGUUAUAGUAGGUGUCUGUUAUGGUUCCCAGUGGUCGUUAAUGCCUACAAUUAGUUCUGAGAUAUUUGGUGUUGGGCACAUGGGAACUAUUUUUAACACCAUUGCCAUAGCAAGUCCUGUUGGAUCUUAUAUUUUCUCCGUGAGAGUCAUCGGGUAUUUGUACGACAAGGCAGCUAGUGGUGAAAGCAACUCCUGCUCUGGUACUCACUGCUUCAUGUUAUCUUUUCUUAUCAUGGCAUCUGUUGCUUUAUUUGGAUGUCUUGUUGCAGUCCUGUUGUAUUUUCGAACGAGGAAGUUCUAUAGCCAGGUUAUUCUGAGAAGGUUGUGGCAUUCUUCCAGAUCAUGAGCAUUAGCUGAGGCAUAGUGGCAGAAAAUAAUGGCCAAUGAAAACUCCCUAUUUGCAAUUGUAAUGUGAUGCAGGUGUUAAAUAAAUUUUUAAAAGUGUGUAUUCUUUGCAUUUUUACCGAUUAUAAAGUAAUUCAUUUCUCUGGUUUUUUUGGGGAGAAAACAUGAAACAGUAUAGCUUGCCAUAUAAGUUUGUCAUUUCUUCUGGAAAAAAAGAAUUAUCUGCACUGUUUACGAGGUCA